Ruditapes philippinarum (Manila clam) is the source of this 1141-nucleotide messenger RNA. Its product is annotated as angiopoietin-related protein 7-like. Lineage: Eukaryota; Metazoa; Mollusca; Bivalvia; Venerida; Veneridae. The record is from RefSeq and is a predicted model, not a curated record. The transcript is spliced from 3 exons. The coding region runs from base 58 to 921 and encodes 287 amino acids.
ACAAUUCAGUUUGUAACGACAAUCCGUUCUUGAAUCGUGAAGUAAAUAAGUUAUAAAAUGAAUUUGGAUUUUAUUUUUAUUAACACAUUUCUCCUUUCUGUAUGUGUUUAUGUUACAUUAGGGGCUGACAGUUGGACUUGCACAGCAAAUACAGAUUCCAAUGAGUCCACGUCUACCUGUAAAAAUCUGGAGAAAAGGUUCAAAACACUGGAGAUACAAAUGAAGCAAGUCCAAAAGUUGUUGCAAACAAAUGGGACAAAUACAUACACAACGAUUGACGGAAUUCCUAAAGACUGCGAAGCAAUCUAUGAAAAUGGACCACGAACAGAUGGUAUGUACAUGAUCUCGCCUGACGGAAGAUGUCCUUUUCUUGUUUACUGUGACAUGAAGAAUGGUGGCUGGACUGUAAUACAACGGCGUAUUGAUGGUCGUGUCAGCUUCUACAGACCAUGGGAUGGUUACGUCUCUGGGUUUGGUGAUCUUGACGGGUCGUUUUGGCUUGGCUUAGAGAAAAUCCAUCGCCUAACAAGAGACGGAAGUCAAAUCUAUUUUGAUAUGGAAAACUAUGACGGUUCAAGAGAUUAUGCCCAUUACAAUGUGUUCACCGUUCACGAAGCAGCGACUGCAUAUAGAAUGAAUGUGGAUGCCUUUGGAUACAGGGGUUCUAUCAGGGAGCUCCUAAGUUACCAUAACAACCAAAAAUUUUCUACCUAUGAUAGAGAUAAUGACGCAAACACCAAUGGUAAUUGUGUUAUAAGCCAUGGAAGAGGUGGAUGGUGGUACAACACUUGCUACAUGCUUGGCAACUUGAACGGAAUUUACGGGAAAAGGGAGGUUGGAGGUGUUGGUUAUUACGACGGUGAUCAUUUACAGAUUAAGAAUGUUGAAAUGAAAGUGAAAGCUAUGCACGGUGUUUGUUAGUUACAUGCCAUUUUAUUCAACAGUUUUAUUGCACUUCAUGUAUGUAUUUAAUGUGGGGGCAUAUUAAUUCCGAGUUUGUCCAUACAUUAUUAUAAUCAUUACAAGAACAGCUACGAAUCUAUCUAAAGAAAGUAAUUUAUUCUUUUUCUCUCUGUGUCCAAUUUUUAUAAUACUUCUCUAACAUUAACUAUAUAAUAUAUAAUUGUUUAUAUCAAAAUGA